This is a messenger RNA of Paramecium pentaurelia, 1375 nucleotides long. Lineage: Eukaryota; Ciliophora; Oligohymenophorea; Peniculida; Parameciidae. The record is from the annotation of a GenBank genome assembly.
AUGAAUGAAAUGGAAUCAAAUAAGAGAUCAAAUUUUUUUGCUUCUAGUGGGAAAAGGGUAAUUCAAGAAUAAUAAGAACAAGUAAAUUAUUUAAUUCAAGCAGAUGUUGAUUCGAGAUGAUUAACAAUAUAAAUAUAAUGAUUAUAAAUUAGAAAGACAAGAACCAGUUCCAGUAUAUUUAUAAAGAAAUGAUCGUCCAUCAAAAGUAACAGCUGCAGAACGAAAAGAAAUUAUUCGUAAUAUUGAAAUAGAAGCAAAUAGAAAUUCAGAUGGAGGAAUAUUUGCAAAAGUUUAUAAAUAAAAAGAUGCAAAAGAUUAAUAAUAAUAAACACAAAAAUAAGCAUAUAUUGAUGAAAUAUAAAAGUAAAUUGAUGAAAAAAGAAAGAGAAAAGAGGAGGAAAAAUUAAAAUAAAUUGAAGAAGAUAGAAAAUAUGAAGAAAAAUUAAGAAUAGAAAGAGAAUAAGAAAAAAUAAAUUAAAAUCAAAAUAAGGAAGAUGAUAAAAAAAUGAUUAUUAAAUCUCUUAAAAAUAAACAUCUUAGAUAAUAAUAAGAUGAUUCUAAAUUCAUUUUUAACGAAUUUGAAGAUCAUUAAAUUAAUUUAACUAAUAAUAAUAUACUACCUCAUUAUUUAAAAGAAGUUGAUGAUAAAUAUGAUUAAGAACUUAAACAUAAGAUAAAUCCUCAUACUCCUUUAACUAAAUUAUAAUCUUAAAGAACUUUAUAAGACUAAAAUUUAAUCAAUAUUACAUAUAAUCCACCAAAUACAGCUGGUUAAAAUUAAAAUAGUACUUCAUUUAGAAAUAAUUCAUAACAUCAAUAUAAUUAAUCAUUAAAUUAAUAAGAAAUAUCAUAAAUGUAAUAACAAUAGAUGUUUUAAUAAUAAGCAUCAUAUCAUGAUUCAUAAUAAUAAUCUAAUUAUCAAUAUUAACCUUACUAAUAUAGAUCAUAUAUGCCAUAAAUAAUUGAAUAGAUUUAAUAGGAAUAAUAGGAAUUAUAAGAAAUUAAUAAAUUUAAAAAUAGAGAAUAGGAAUAAGGCAUAGAUAAAUUAAAAGAAGAAAUGGAAAUAUAAUCUAAUAGAUGGAAUGAAGAAUUAAGAAAAUUAAGAGGAGAAGUUUAAAUGAAUUCUGAAAAAAAGAAUAGAGCAUUUUAUGAAUUAUAUAAUCUAAAAGAUGAAUUAAAAAAAUAAUAAUUAUUUGAAGAGGCUAAUUUGAGAUUGUUGAAAUAAUAGAUGGCAAAUAAAAAACCUGAUAAUUUAUCUAGUUAUGAUAAAAAAUUAAUCUCAGAAAGUGAUUACAAAAAAAGUUCACGUUAAAGUAGAUAACUAUCUAAUAUAGAAGAUAAUUUAUUUUUAGAAAAUUUUGUAGAUUAAAUAUGA